AUGGCGGUGGAGAUAAUAUACGGCGGACACGAAGAAUCUUAUGGAUUGCUACCAGGCUAUCUUCACAUGUUGCGGAUGUGCAAUCCAGGAUCGGUGACCGACUUGGAAGUUGAUGAGAAUGAUCAGUUGAAGCAUCUCUUCAUAGCACUUGGUUCUUGCAGAGUCGCGUACACUAUGUGCAUGAGGCCAAUAAUUGUUGUUGACGGAACACACUUGAAGGGCCGCAUUAAAGGUAUUUUGUUUGUUGCCGUCACAAAGGACGGCAACGAACAAGUGUUUCCAAUAGCUUUUGGGAUUGGUCCAAUUGAGAAUGAUGAAUCGUGGAAGUGGUUUUUCUAUCUGUUGAAUGAGGCUUAUGGUCAGAAUUCUGAGACGUUGAUUAUUUUCGAUGCCCAUAUCACUGUUGCUUUCUACCAAAAGGCGGCUUAUGCAUAUCGAGAGAGUGAUUUUGACAAGGCAAUGGCAAGCUUAAAGGCAUUAAACGAAGACGGGGGAGCAUAUACCAAACUUAUGCAGGUUGGUCCUGAGAGAUGGGCUAGAUCUAAGUGUCCUGUUCGUCGCUAUAGUUUUCUGACCUCAAAUAUUGCUAAAUCUUUCAAUUCUCGUUUACUGUGGGCAAGACGUCUGCCUAUAUGCUCUAUGGUUGAGGCGAUCCGUCAUAUCAUAGAAAAAUGGUUUGAUGAAAGACAGGAAGCUGCAAAGACGUUUUCUGUAAAUAUUACACCAGAGGCUCUACGAAAGCUUACUGAUGAAUUGGAGAGGUCGCGGAGAUAUGAGGAGGUUGCCAUGUCUCCAUCUGCUUUCAAAGUAAAAGAUUCAAACAGGUCAUUCAAAGUGAAUGUACAAACGCAGUCUUAUACGUGCUUCGAAUGGGACAUGAACCUACUACCGUGCCCGCAUGUUGUUGCAGCUAUAAGGCAUUUAGGCGAUGACUUAUCUAAGCAUGUUGGAGACUAUUAUCAAUCAGCAAAGCUACGAGAGGCAUACUCGUAUUGGGUAAACUCUGUCCCGUCACAUGCUUCAUGGAUAGUCCAUGCAGAUGUUGCAAGUAUUUAUGUUUUACCUCCACUAUGGAAGCGACAGUCUGGUCAGCCAAAAGAAAUACGAUAUAAGGGACCCACUGAGAAAGAUUCACAAAAGCAGAAGACGACACCAGGCAAUGCGGCAUCCACAAGAAAAUCUACAAGCAAAAGUCGUGUUCCUAAGACGUGUAGUUUGUGUGGAGCGAGAUCGCAUACACGUCCCAAUUGUCCUUACUUACUGCAAGAUGAAUGA
Messenger RNA from Salvia miltiorrhiza (redroot sage), 1275 nucleotides. RefSeq lists its product as uncharacterized. The coding region runs from base 1 to 1275 and encodes 424 amino acids. Gene Ontology annotation, molecular function: zinc ion binding. The transcript is spliced from 3 exons. The record is from RefSeq and is a predicted model, not a curated record. Lineage: Eukaryota; Viridiplantae; Streptophyta; Magnoliopsida; Lamiales; Lamiaceae.